Heterocephalus glaber (naked mole-rat) is the source of this 1893-nucleotide messenger RNA. Its product is annotated as glycine N-acyltransferase-like protein Keg1. Lineage: Eukaryota; Metazoa; Chordata; Mammalia; Rodentia; Bathyergidae. Gene Ontology annotation, molecular function: glycine N-acyltransferase activity. The record is from RefSeq and is a predicted model, not a curated record. Gene Ontology annotation, cellular component: mitochondrion.
UAAGUCCUUUCUAGUUUCUAAAUUGUUAGCAUUCCUGCCAGUUGCUUUUCAGCCAUUUGCUUGACGAAGUUCUUCUCUCCCAAACACACACUUUCUGACAUUCUGGAAGAGAAGACUAAAGGAUGCACACAGACUCCCAGUUCUCCAAAAUCAGUUCCUGAGAGCUAGAGGGAAGAGUUGAAUGCACUGAACCCCACACCAGCCAGCAAUUUUCACUUCUUUGCUUUACUUAAAAGAGCGAGUCCACAAUAAGAUCUUCAGUGGAGCAGCAUCUGUAAAACAUUUACCACAUGUCCUAGCUCUUUGUGCCAGGAUACUGAGAAGAUCCUAUUCUGGAAAAGUCUGCCUCUUGUCAUUUAAUCUGGAAUCUCUCUCUGCGGGUACAACUUUCCAGGGGAGCACACAUUUCACAAGGCCGAGAUACUUGCCAAGAUGAUCCAUUUGCAAAGUGCACAGAAGCUGCAGAUGCUGGAGAAAUCUUUGAGGAUGGGCCUCCCUGAGUCCCUCAAGGUUUAUGGGACUGUCUUCCACAUGAACCAGGGAAACCCAUUCAAGCUUAAGGCCGUGGUGGACUCAUGGCCAGAUUUUAACACCAUAAUUGUUCAUCCUCAGGAGCAGGAAAUGACUGAUGACCUCGAUCACUACACCAACACUUACCUCAUCUACUCCAAGGAUCCUGAGCAAAGCCAGGAAUUCCUUGGUUCCCCAGCAAUCAUCAACUGGAAACAGCACUUGCAGAUUCAAAGUUCACAGUCCAGCCUGAACAGAGUAAUACAAAAUCUUGUAGACAUCAAUUUAAGCAAGGUGACGCACACACAAUGCAAUCUCUACAUGAUGUUUGAUACAGCAAAGAGACUGGUUCCUUCUCUGGUGGACAUAAAGAAUUUACCACCCAAUGGAGACAAACCCAAGUCCCUCAACCAAGAGAUGUUCAAAUUCUCAUCCCUGGAUGUUACCCACACUGCUCUGGUGAACCAAUUCUGGCACUUUGGUGGCACUGAGAGAAGCCAGAGAUUCAUCGAGCGCUGCAUCCGCACUUUCCCCAGCAUCUGUCUGCUGGGGCCUGAGGGGACACCAGUGACCUGGAGCCUGAUGGACCACACUGGAGAGCUGCGAAUGGGAGCUACUGUGCCUGAGUACCGGGGCCAGGGUCUCAUGUAUCAUAUGGCCUUUUACCAGCUCCAGGCUCUGGAAAAACUAGGCCUCCCUCUCUAUGCCCAUACUGAUAAGGCCAACCACAUUAUGCAGAGAGUGAUGGCCAAGCUGCGCCACGUCCCCAUGCCCUGUGACUGGAACCAGUGGAACUGUGUGCCACUGUAAAGAUGGCCCUAAACAUAGGUCACUGAGUAGUGUGCAGGUGGCUGGCGAAGGGCGUGUGCAAUCCCUCAGCUUGGAGUGGACCCUGAGCUCGGGGAUGGAGGGAUGUGUGCUAAAUGUUCCAGCCCUCAAAUCAAUCACAAGGCAGCCCUCGCUUCCUCAGUGUGGAGUGGGCCCAGCACUCCUGCUUCCAGGCUGACACAGCUGCUCAUUUCUGGGACCUUUGAUGUGUGUUAAUCCACUUCCUGCUUUCUCCUUUGCUCUUACCUCAUUCAGUCUUGCCUAUUUGCUGGGACAUGGAUUCUUAGGAUUUUCCCCUCUGGGCUUCUGUGGCUUUUCUUUUAUUGUCUGGAGAGGUCUCUCUUCUCAAUAGGUCUUUUUAAAUCCUUUGUCAGGUCACUUCCUAGACCUUGUAUGAUAACCAUGUGAAACAAAUUUCACACAUAUAUACACAUAAAUAAUAUAUGUGGUGUAAUUCUAGGAAUUAUUAAGAAAGAGAAGAACUGGUAGUAUUUUUGCAAAUAGCAUCAAUAUCUUUUGCAAUGAAUUAUGUUUUGCUAUUAAUGGCCCAAAAAA